GCGUGCUCUAACAUACUCUGAUUUAGCUCCACACACUUUUGAGACGCUAAAUAAGUCUCAGUGAAAUAAUGUCCUGCUUAGGCCAAGUGAGUGUCCUGAUGAGAUGCGCAUAGAGGCUACAGCCUGGACCAUUCCUCCGCGGUGUGUAAAGCUCUCUGGGUGUCUGCUGGGGGCUGGAUGUCCCGUCACAUGUCGGAUUUAGCUGGGCAGCAUUACUUGGUGGAUCAGACGGAUUGCCCGAAAAGCUGGUGCAGCAACUUUUCCCUGCAUAUUCCCCCCCCACCAGAAUAUGUCGUUGACCAACACAAAGACGGGCUUUUCUGUUAAGGACAUUUUGGACCUUCCUGACACAAAUGAUGAAGAGGGAUCUAUCACCGGAGCGGAGGAAGACACGGAGGGAUCGGAGACCACGUCCACGACGAAAACGACUGGAGUUUUGGUGCAAAGUCCUCUUGAAAACGUUCAAAAUCUGCCUUUAAAGAACCCUUUUUAUGACAGUAGUGACAAUCCGUACACACGAUGGCUUGCUACUACGGACAGUAUCCAGUAUUCAUUGUUUCUCCCGUUUCUUGCCGCAGUGCACGGUCUAUCCGCCAGCUCUCAGGACUCGGCCAAGUCCCCGGAGCCAUCCGCGGACGACGAAUCGCCGGACAACGACAAGGAAACUUCCAGCAGCGGCGGCAGCGAUUCCGGCAAGAAACGGAAAAGGAGGGUGUUGUUUUCCAAGGCGCAAACCUACGAGCUGGAGCGCCGCUUCAGACAGCAGAGGUACCUCUCCGCCCCGGAGAGGGAGCACCUGGCCAGCCUGAUCCGCCUCACCCCGACCCAGGUGAAGAUAUGGUUCCAGAACCACCGGUAUAAGAUGAAGAGAGCCCGGGCCGAGAAAGGUAUGGAAGUGACCCAUCUCCCUUCUCCCAGGCGGGUGGCCGUACCCGUCUUAGUCAGGGAUGGAAAGCCUUGUCACACUCUUAAAGCUCAGGACUUGGCGGCCACUUUUCAGGCCGGGAUCCCCUUCUCGGCUUAUAGUGCCCAGUCACUCCAAAACAUGCAGUAUAACGCGCAGUACAGCGCCGCGGCCACGCCACAGUUCCCCACAGCACAUCACUUGGUGCAAACGCAACAGUGGACUUGGUGAGAGAAAUUAUAGAGACUUGGCAUGGAGGCACGAUAGCGAGUUUCACCACAAAGCAAAGAGAAAAAAAUAAAACACAAAACAAAAGACUUUUCAUUUUUGCAGCUUGACUCAUACAUAUACUACCAUUUUUAUUCGGGGCUCAUGUGUGCGCCGUGUUUACAUGUUUUCGUUAAGAGAACUGGGUCCAAACCUCUCCCUUAUAGAUUUUAUUAAGAAUGUAAAUGCUCUUCUUGUGACAUUUUUGUAAAGUAUGUUGUGUGUUGGUUGUAGAGAUGUUUUCUUCUUCUUUUUUUUUUCUUUUGUCCCUUCGUGUUAUUAUCAGCACGUACGAACCACUUUAUAAUUAUAGAAAUUUUAAUUUCUUGCUUCUUUUAUGGACCGAAAAAUAUUUAUGGCCAUGAAUAAACACUGGCAACUUUUCAGCUAUUUUCCCUUUUGUUUUUAUUUCCUGUAAAUAUUCUAUGGCAAAUGUCUGCAACCUAGAGAAGCUUCGGGAGCGGAAAGAUGAAGUUCAGCCUUUGUGUAUUUCCGAAUUUAAAAACAACAGGGAGUCAUCUUUUGGCUAAACAUUAUGGACGCACUGUCAGAUCAUAUAUGUGCAAAAACCAGAGUAGCCGCGCGGCGAUGGCGCAAUAUCCAAACAAGUGAUAUAAACACAACUCCGUGUUUCUGAAAUAAGGAUUUGAUUCAUCGCUAAAUAUCCCAACAAAAGACGAGGAGCCAAACAUUGUCUAAUGGCACAGAAUGGGGCUCGAGUGGCAACAAAUCUCCAGCGCACUCCUCUCUGUUCUUUUUAGGCAAAUUUAAUCCGGAGAAUAUUUUUCUGAAUCCCAACACCUCGCUAAUAAAGAGCCUAAAGUCACUCGUCAAAUGGGACUAAAAUCCACUUACUUAAUAUAAGAGGGCUUCUCCACAUAAGAAGCUUUUGAAUGCAAAGCUCUCCUUUUUGUCAGCGUCCCCACACCACUCCCGGCCUUGGUUGGAGAGUGGAAGACUGCGGGUGCAAAAUAUCGUCUAAUGCAAUAAAUGUUUUAUCUUGUUAAGCGCUAAACUGCAAAUAGAGCAGGAAUAAUGAGUGACUCAGCAGCCUCCUUUGUUUAACCACGACCAGCGGUCAGCUUACAGGGGCUUUAACCACCUAAUAAAGUUAUUUUAUGUCACCAUAUAACAUUAGCAAUGAUACCCCGUAUUAAAAAUACACGAUUAGACAACAUGCUCUCUAAGGUGGAACCAAAACAAGCACAAAUGGCUCCCAAGUGAUCCGCCGAGAGCGCACUGCGGAUUAUCAGCCUCCAGUCAAUAUCUUGGGUAAAUAUGAUAACCUAGUAGAAAAAUCUAUGCAUUUUGUUUGUCCCGGGGCAAACAUCUCACAACAGAUGUUAGAGUCGCCCCUAUCAUCACUGAACAAACAGCUAAAUUGGCCAGAUUUGCUAAUUAUUUACAGAAUUUAGUCUCAAGGGGCUACUGCUUUUGUGGGCGACACAGACUCAAUUUGUCCCUGGCAUGGAGGUUUUGUGUUUCACCACUGGUUGAGCUUGUAGGUCAGAUAAAUCAACAACUUACUUAUAGGUGUGAUUGGUUUUUUUAAAUGAUUUUUAAUCCGUAAAGAAAUGGGAAACCGAUGUGAGGAGAACUAUGAAGCGAGACGCAGUGUACUCGCUGUGACAAUUAGACAAAGUAACCUGACAAAUGGCCGUGAGAAGUGAGUGGAUGUCUGCUUUCUUUCAAAUCGCACUUAAACUCAACCAUUCUUAGGACAAUAAUUAUUGAAAAACUCACUGAUGUCGGCGUUUGUGUGGCCAGGCUCUUUGCCCUCAGGUUUCUCCUCUCAGCUUGGUCACUCUAUCAUUGCAUAAUUACAGUACCCAACAUAACGCACAGACAAAAGCCUGGGCCUGGUUUGCAGGAUGUUAGAGGCGUGCAUGUUAACGAGCAGCAGGAGUGAGGAUGCAGACAGUGCAGAUAGAGAGACUGACAGAUCGUCUCGGUGCUGUUCAGAGUCAGGGAGAUGUAUCUUUGGGCUUUUUGUCCUCCCUGUCACUUGAUGCCAUUGUGAUCUUUGCUGCGCACGUUGUAUCCCAUAUGGGCAGCUGGGCUCGGACAAGGAGAAAGGGAUCUCUUACAACCCCUAAAUUGUAUCAAGCUUUCAAAUAAAGCGUUGUUGUCUCUCAAAGAAAAACGAAUUAAAAAUUCGUGCUAUAUCUGUUCUGGUCAAAAAAGAAGCCCCAUUCAUAGAAAACAGGGAGUCCUUCUUCCUUGAUAGAGCUAUGCCAACAACAGCCCUCUCAUUUCACUUCUCCCUCUAUCCCUCCAUUCUCCAGUGAAAGGCUGAUUAUUGUCUGUCCCAGAAAGUGGCCCGUCAUAGCGUAAAAACUAUUUUUAAUACCAGACAGUGUUCUUCCUUGUUUGCUUUGAGUUCUGCUGGAAUGCGUAGGCCUGUUUCUAAAAGAGACACGGAAAACUGUUUGACACGAUUCGCCCCAGCUGAGCUGAGAGUUCGCUUUGGGGGACUUCCGUAUCAGGUGGAAAAAUGUCCACAUCCUGCACCAGUUACAGACAGGGUCUCACAAAAACCUAGACUGGUUUUUACUCCACCGUAGUUUUGUAAGUUGAGGCGCGUUUCAUACCGACAGCAGUUACAGAAACGUGCAUAUAGUUCCACUGAUUCAUCUAUGUUGAACCCGCUAUUUGCAUUGUCAUUUUCUUGUGAUUCUAGUAAUCCGUGAGUGAUGCUGAGUAGGAUGCAGAUGUUUCUUCCAUGGGAACAAAAGCUGGGGAUAUUUGGCGGGUCUUUAAUGGACCUGUAUGCGCCAGGAUUAGCUGCCUUUGGAAAGACCGGGGAUUAGCGCAUGUGUGCGCCUUGCAUUUGUAAAUAUCAUAUUUCAUUAUAUUGAUAUAGAAAUAUUUUCGUGUCAUACUUUCUAUAUUUUAAGACCCCCUUAAACAUGGAUCCAUAGCAUGCUGACCCUGUUCGCCUGCAGACUGACUGUAGAUUAAAACAUAACCCAAAUCAUUUCUUUGCCAUGCUUUGUUGUGUUUACUCUCACACUGAAGCAAAAUAAAAAUGGUAGCUGUGUAAAAGCCUUGAUGGUAAAGUUUUACGGUUAGCAGUCUUGGCUUUGCACUCCUGUACUGUCAUCAACACACCAGAAAAUUACAACAGCCCUCUACCAGCUCAGCGACGGGGUUAGAUUUAUCGGAAAUUGCUUUUGCCUGCUCGAACGGAUAAAGCUGUGCGACAUUAAAACAAGCAUCUUGGCGUGCAGCAUAGUUCAACCUGCGUGGAUAACGCUAUUAUAUAGCUUGGAAUACAAUACUUGAGGAAAUAUGCACUUGGGACACCAAGGAUCUUCGUCAUCCUGCCCAUUUGAACCUCGACAUGAAUCAUUUCUCUAUCAUGCACAGCGCCAAAUAAACGAGGAUUUCAAAGCUAUAAUAAGCGGCGCUUUUCAUUUAAAGGAAGCUAUCUGGGUUUUAUUGCCUUAAAGGAGAUCCAGAUUAGAUUCGCCACAGUGCCGAUAUUAAAGAGAGAAGGAGUCAUGGAGGGGAGGGAGAGUCAGAGGAGAAACAGUUGCGCCGAGGAGCCACAAGAUGGAAGCAGAGGUCUUUAGCUGGUGUCAGGCAGCUUUUACCUGCAAGUGUCUACCAGUCCAACUCCGUCUAGUUCAGCCCCUACACAUUACAGCAUCAACAUCUUACUGGGACUGCUGGAAUGAGCGCCUUUUCUCCUCUUUAAUGAGCAGACAUCCCAGCAAACUUGACAGUCUUUUUAAGUGCAUGAUUGCGGUUUGUGACAUUGUUAUGGAUCUUGAGAGCAUAAUCAUCAUAUCACUCUUGAAAACAAACUAGACUCAACGUAAACAGCACACAGGCAAAGGCAAUUAGCACCGUUUCCAUUUCAAACUGAGAGAGGGAGAGAGAAAGAGAGAUGGUAUUUCCACGGUGUGGCGCAAUAGGAUAGGGGAACACACACGGUGCAGGUUCAUUCAUUUCAGUGACACGGAACAGUAAUGCUGAAGUGAGAUUUUCUAAGGGAAGUCUUCAUCGGUGUCCUUCACAGCAAAGAAGACUGAGAGCCAAAUGUCCUGGAAUCCUUAAACCUGUCAUUUCUGCACUAAAUCAGAUCAAACACGUGUCAUAACUAAUAAAAAUGAAACCAGUUAUUUUCUCGGAGCAGGCCCGUGGAGCCUGAUGCCUUCUUUAAAGACACCACAAAUACUGGGACCUAAGGACCGUGUUAGUUACAGACACAAUCUACUCAUUUGCUUCAAUCACGCCCUGCAGUUAUGUAGACUUGCUUUACAGACUGCAAAGUCCCUGAGCACCAUCAUCUCCCAAAGAUGAGAAGAAAUAUGCAAAUCAUUUCUAAAUGGGUCAAAUGACGUCAAAAUAAAAGUCUACUAUAUCUACCCACCUGUUCAGUUCAGCAUCAGUGAGUUUGCACCUGUAGGGGGCCUCGUUGGGUUGGAAAGAUGCGCCGGCAGGGAGUGCAGGGAUGCUGAACAUGAUGGAAGAGAGGAGAGAAAAGAAGUAAAGGAAUGUUAAUCUACAAGAAUUCUGGCCACUUGACUAAGGCUGGUGUGAGGGGGAAAAAAUACAAAGACCAAACAUCAGCAACAAACCAGCGCAUCCCAGUGACCUAGCAGCAAACGCAUACCCACGUACUAAUACUUUAAAUCAGGUCUGCAUUUGUGCAGGUGGCAGAGGGGUGCUGUGUGUACUAGAGCAAAUCCACCAGUUUACUCAGUGGCACAGAGCAUCGGCAGAAUGUUGUUCAGUUCAGCCUCCCAUCUGGAUGAGAACCCGGUGAGCUGCGUAACACACACACACACACACACACACCAGCAUCAGUGGGUUAAACAAGGAAGAAACAGAAAAGCUGAGGUUGAUGUCAGUUUUCUGUAGUGCUGAAGUUAAAGGGGUAAAAAGCCCUGCAGCAUCUUUGAGCAUCUCCAGCCUCUGUCAUGUCGUUUACCUUUCCUUAGAACUGUACCCAAUUUGAAACAAGCAAGUCUUGCAGCGUCUAUUUAUUCUAUGACAAGUGUGAAAAUAAAUUCAUAAAACUAGUUUUACUUAAUUAACAACACAGUUUCCGUCCUUGUGUGCCACCAUAUGCAACAAGUUCAUGAUGUUCAUUUGGCAGUUGAAUUGACUGGGAACAUUUACUGGUAUAUAAUAGUCUGGUAAAAGUGUGACCAUACAGUUUUAUAUCCUGCACCUCAUAUAUUACAUCUGUAUGGUUUGUAUCAUUUGCAUGUUUCUGGUAAAAACAAAAACAUCCUGGCAAUAUUGUUUUUUACAAGUCUCCCUCCAGCUGCUUCCUCUGAAGCAUUAUGACUCUCCAGUAGCUCGUUCUCCUGGCUACUGCACUUGGAAAUGCACUUGCCUAAGUGUCAUUUUCUCCAUGUAAGGUCAUUUUCUCUCUCCCUCUCUCUUGUUCCAUGUCAGUGUGAAUGUGAGGUCAAGCUGAGGUAGGACUGAACAAAAAGCCCCAGAGAUUUUUAAGAAUAUUUACAGUACACAGAAAGAGCAACAUUUCACAGUGAACUAGGUCUAACUGAAAUAAAUGGAUGUCUUUUUCAUCCUGGCUUCCUCAGACAAGUCAAAACACGCAGUAGGGUUUUGCUGGGGAAGACGCUGACAGUGCAGUUCUUAAAUUGUAGCUGUAGCAGACCGGCAGCCAGAUUGGAGUCAUUUUUGUGAAAAAGGAAUGAGCGUCAAGGUUCUUGACUUUGCUAAAUGUUGAGAUUAGGAAAACAGAAGAGUCUGCAGAAACACACGGAGACUGUCAGGCUGAGCAGGUAGAGAGCUCAGACAGGGCAGGCUUCAUUACCCUCCACUCACUCCAUGUGUCUAUUAAUACUCCACGAUUCCAUGUAAAAUGCAAUCUGUAUCAUGAAUCAAAUAAAGAACUACAAAAAUCUGGCUUUUUUAAUUUUGGUCAAUAUUUCUAAGGAACGGCUUUAUAAUAUGACGAACAGACAUAGUAAAGUAAACUGUAAACUGUUUAUUCAGCAGCUUCCUUCAUAGGUUCAUUAUGGAACAUAACAGGCAUAAGAAACACUAACAGUGGAUUUCAUAACUCAAAGCAAAACAACAGUUUUGCACAUCAUUACAUUAUGUUCUAACAGCAGUCGCCCCAUGUCUUUCUCUGCAAGUCAGUGGCAAAAGAAUAAACAAAAGGUCGUUGCUCAGGCAAACAUCAUUAACUCGGCAUCCUCCUGCUUUCACGUGUGGAAAGUCAAGUAUAAACCGGAAAGAAAUACUGAUCAGUUAUUAGUUUUAAACCAUGACCUGGGAGAUGAAGCAAAAGUCUUUUCUUUUCCACACUUGGAAAAGUUAGUCACACUGUAUUAUUCUAUAGUUUAAUUACUGCAAUAAAGGACAGUGAUGCCUAACAGACCGCCAGUGUUGAAAUCAAUGUUUUGUCAAAAGAGCUCAGUGAUUUUCAUGCUUUCAUAUCAAGUGAAAUGGAAUAGGGAUGUUUAAUCCCUUUUGAAAUAAAGUGUAAAUGUGGCAAAAUAGGAGAUUAAUGUAGUUAGGCUGCGGCGUCUAGAGUGUGUUUGGAUUUCUCACACACGCUGACAGUCAGCAGGCCGAGUGUGUUUGCACUGAUCCCAUUAAUCAAACCAGUGAUGGACAACAGCAACGCAUGUUCAUUGUCUACUGCUUAGAAGACAUGAUGAUUUAAAUGCAUUGUUCAAUAUGAAAUUUGUGGAAUUUUAGAUUUUAAACCUGUGUUUUAAUCCUAAUUUAUAUGUACGAGAUCAGAGCUAUUAAUUUCAUUCCAUGUUAAUAUAUAUCAUAUCAAAUUAAUCUUCUCUUUGUAUUAUCCAGUGAACUUGUGCUUCUCAACAAAACCGGCCAAUAUACAUAUGACAAACUUGAUUCUCGCAACUAGAACUAGAUAAUGUAAAUGUCUAAAGUUAAAACAUUUUCUACCUCUUGCAGGAAACAUUAACCUACAGUGCAUGACCAUUAUUAUUUAGAGCCUGUUCGGCUCAAAGUCUCAGAGUUCUUCUAUUGAAAGUUGUGUUUCUCUGUUAUGAUAUGCAAAUUGCCAUAUGGUCUUAUUUCCCUUUGUCUUCUCUUUCUCAA
Messenger RNA from Monopterus albus (swamp eel), 8233 nucleotides. It is a transcript of the gene nkx2.2a, whose product is annotated as NK2 homeobox 2a. Gene Ontology annotation, biological process: cell differentiation; regulation of transcription by RNA polymerase II. Bases 290 to 1135 code for a protein of 281 amino acids. The record is from RefSeq and is a predicted model, not a curated record. Lineage: Eukaryota; Metazoa; Chordata; Actinopteri; Synbranchiformes; Synbranchidae. The transcript has 3 exons. Gene Ontology annotation, cellular component: nucleus. Gene Ontology annotation, molecular function: DNA-binding transcription factor activity, RNA polymerase II-specific; RNA polymerase II cis-regulatory region sequence-specific DNA binding.